CGUCGGCCAACAAAACUACACGGGUGUGUAUUGCUGCGGCCCGUCCUGAAAUUGUCGAUGUUUGGGCGAACUUUUGAAAAACGAGUAUAAUAUUGUCAUUAUAACAAAACAAAUCGAAAAAUGGUAAGUUUAUUAUUUUUGCAAACGCGAAAUAAUUACUGCAAGAUAUUAUUCCGUAAUGGUUUUAGUAUUAAUACAUUUUUAGAUUUUAUUUUUUCUUCUUUAUCGGUAUCAGUCGAUCAGUAUUUGUAUUAUUUUAUCAAAGUACUGUAAUUAAUUUUUUUUUUUUGCCCCCAAUUCAAAGUAAUGGCAAUUUUUUAUUUUAUUUUUUAUUUCAUGUUAAGCGAAAAGACUAAAAAGUUAUUAUUGUUAUUGUUUUUUUUUUCCAGUACGGAUUCGUGAACUAUGCUCUAGAGCUUCUAGUGCUGAAAACGUUCGGCGAAGAGACAUGGGAAAGAAUCAAGUCAGCGAAAAAUUUAUUACAAAACUAAAUACUAGCAAAAAAUCUAGAUUAUAAAUUAAACAAUUUUUUUUCUUUUUUAUAGAAAAGACGCGGAAGUCACAAUGGACGGUCAAUUUUUGGUCAGGCAAAUUUACGACGACGAGAUUACAUACAAUUUAGUAUCGUCGGCCGCGCAAAUUCUCGGUAUGUACUCGAUGUAUUUUAAUAUUAUGAAAAAUAAUUUAAUUUGAUCGUUCGAUUUCGUUUUAAUACAAUAUCUGCGCGACAUUUUUUUUAUAUAUAGACAUAUAUUAAAAAACCAUACAAAUAUACGGAAAUAAGUACCUAAACGAUUUUUUUUUUUUGUGUUAAAUACUUAAAUAUUGACACUAUUUUUUCCUGUUUUCUUAUUUCAACCAAUAAGUAGUAGUAUUUUUUUUCAUUUUUUUUUUUUUUUUUUUUUUUUUUUUUUUUAUCUAAUAUUUAUAUAGUAUUAUAAAUUAUUAUAUUUAGUUUUCGAAUAGAUAAGUACAUUUAUAAAUGAAUUGUUUUUUUUUUUUUUUCAUAAAUUUAAAUUCGCUUAACAUCGAAUUAAAUAUUACAGUAUAAUAUCAAAUUUAUAUUUUUAGUUAACAAUUUCACUAGUUAUUAUUUAUUAUUAUUAUUUUUUUUUUUUUUUUUUUUUUUUUUUGUAUCCACCUUCGAUUUAUUUCGGCUUUAUUAUUAUUUGGAAAUUGUUUUAAAAUUUGAAAAAAAAAUAUGUCAUUUCAAUGCGACAGCCACAGAUAUCUUUGUAUCGAUAAUACAAAUAAUCUUUAAAGUUUAUGGGUUUAGGUUCAGAAGUACGGAAAUAAAUGUAUUUAAACUAAUUACUGUAUAUAGUGUAUUUAAUGUAAUCCAAAUUUUAAUAUAUAAUACAACCCCGACGCGUAGCGAGGAUUCCUCCGUUUCCUCCCCUUUCCCCCACCCAUUACUCGAGAGUUCUCACUUAAUUUCGUUAGUAAACUUGCUUGUAUUUAUACAUAACCUUGUGAAAAAAGUUUCGUUAACAACUAAAACAAACAUUGUUAUCGGGUUUCAAUCUUAAAAGACAUAUAAUAAUAUUAUGUAUUUUACCACAUAAAGAGUGCUCAAAACGAAUGGGGCGAGAGGGUAUAUAAAGACACCACCCUUCCCCCCCUUUCCCAGUAGGAAAAUAUUAAGUACAAGACGCAGUAUUUGUUCUAACCCCUAAAACAUCAUUAGAUUCAUUUAAAUUUCACGGAAAACAAAAAAAUAAAUAAAUAAAUGAUUGUUGUUAACAGAACUACCGGCCAGCAGUAUAUUGGAACUGUUCGGCAAGAUGUUUUUCGAGUUUUGUCAGGAUUCUGGGUACGAUAAAAUCCUACAGGUGCUUGGAGCCACACCCCGGGACUUUCUUCAAGUACGCAUCGUCAUCAUUGUUACAUCUGAUAUUAUUACAUAUUAUUACUAUUAUUAUGUUUUGCAUUACAUUUCGACCAUUGUUGUUUUCGUGUAGAAUUUGGACGCUCUGCACGAUCACUUGGGUACAUUAUACCCGGGGAUGCGAGCACCGUCCUUCCGGUGCACCGAGAGAACCGAAGACGGAGCGCUAGUUUUACACUACUAUUCUGACAGGCCUGGACUCGAAUACAUAGUCAUCGGAAUCGUUAAGGUCGUAAAAACAAUAAUGUCAUAUUAUUGUUUUUCUUUUUUUUUAGUCGAAUUUCCCCCUAAAAAGGAGCCUGUUGUACUGUAUUAUAUAUAGAACAAACAAUAAAUAUCUUUUUGUCACUACUUUUCGAUACUUUUAGCGGCACAAAACCCUGAAAUUCGAGGUUUUUUUAUAGACAGAUUGAAGUGACUUAGUUAUGGUUGAAUUUCACGAUGUCUAUGCAGGAAUAUGGUCUUUCUUUAGCUUUAUACACCCAUGAAACCAGGGAGACGAAAUGUAAUACGUGUGCAUAGUGUAAGUAAUAUUGAAUUCAAGCACACUCCUGUGGGACGAAUGCCCUCCUGGAAUUUCAUUCGUACCCUCACCCAAAGAAUACAACCGUCAGCAAAAUGUAUAUUUAUUAAAUAGACAUUAUUAACUCGUUACUUGUUACAUUUUACAUCGAAGUGACCAAUGAAAAAAGAGAGCCCCUACAUAAAAAUAUGUCCUGGAUCCAACACUGGGGGUAAGUAUGAAGGAUGUGCUUUUGGGGUUUUAACUUUUAACCCUCUCCCCGACAAUUUGUAUGCUGAAAUGUCAUGUUUUCACUACAAGAAAUGCCCCUACUCAUCAAAGUAAAUAACAGGGUUAUAACUAUUGAAGAUCAAUUAUAAAUGAAACAAAAAAAAUUAAUAAUUGUCACGACAACAAGACGGCUAGGGGAUAAUUCGACUCUAGUGACUUAGCUUACUAGUGUUUUUUUUUUUUAUUAUUAUUAUUAUUAUUAUAAACAAAUCAAUUGUAAUAGCAAACAAUUUUUGAAGGUUUAUAGUUUAUAUUUGUGUUUUACGCAUAUCACAGACGGUCGCCAGAAAGCUUCACAAUACCGAAGUGGAGGUGGAGAUUUUACAAACCAAAGAGGAAUGCGAUCACGUACAGUUUCUAAUAACCGAGAAAAACACCACGGGUCAACGUCAAAACGAUCAGACCGCAGAAGUCGAGACUUUAUCGCAAGGUCGUCGUUGUUAUAAUAAUCAAAUUAUAAUUAUAAUAAUAAUAGGGGUUUCACACGUCUCUGCAAGUACAGAAAACAAAUAUCUAGAUAAUUUAAAGUAAGAUUAGAAAAAAAAUUUGUUUACAGAUGUAUCCGUAACCUAGUCAAAUUAGUUGACCGUCGCGGAAUUUAGAAACCGUGCGGAUAAUUAUUAUCUUUUAUACAUGGCAAAAAAAAAAAAUAUUCUAAAGCGGUAUAAAUAAAACAAAACAAACGGAUAUACUUCGCACGAUGGGUGGGCCGCUGUUGUAGGUGAAAAGUUGGGAAAGUAGAGGAAAAAUUUAAUGUAUAUAUAAUAUAUAUCGAUACUCAAUAAUUAACCAUUGCUAGCGAAAAACGAUUCUGAGCGAAGUUCGGUUAUACAUGUUUUGAAAGACCAUAAUAUUUUCGAUUUUAAAAUAAUACAUUUUAUAAAUUUUCCCGUUUUCUUACUUUUUUUACCGGUUUUUUUCCAUUUAUUAUGAAAACCUCUGAUAAAUCAAAAAACUACCCCUUUAAAGUACCACCCAAUGGAAAUUUCCUUAGCGUUGUUCACAGAUAUAAAAAAAAUAAAUUUAAUAAUAAUAAACAUUAAACCAAUACAUGUCUCACUCCACUCAGAAUCUAAAAAAAUGCUAUUAAUGCUGUGGAAGUCUUACGUUUACGAAUAUUAUUUUAAUUAAAAAUACAAAAUAAAUCAGAUUUAAAUCGUUGACAAACGCUUGUUUUUUUUUUUUAUAAGUUAAUUUAUGUAAAUUAAAUAAUAAACAUUUUUCAUUUAAAAACUGCUAAAUAUUAGCUUUUUAUUAUAAUAUAACAAUAAUAUUGCAUUAGACGCCUGUUAUUAAUAUGAACCCGAACAAAAAAAGAAUGUAUUUACAUAAAUUUCACGUAAUAUAAUCCAAUAAUCAAUUUCGUUUAAAUAACAAUUUUGAACGGAGCUCGAAACACGAAAUCCUUAAACUGUACGAUUUUAGUAAAAUGGAAAAUUAGAAAUAAUGUUAAGGGUUUAAACUUUAAACUUAAAACCUACAUAAUAGUUAAAAUGUUUUGAACGUUUUGCUUUCACGUUUCACGUCGAACAAUUUUUAAAAAUUCUGAUAUACUCGCGAUUCGCUCCACGUGUGGUUAUAGUUUAAUAUAGUUAAUAAGAUAAACAAAAAAAAAAAACCUAUUAUUAGUAGAAUUCGGUUAAUUGAGUCCCAUAAGAGCGGUGUAAUUCUGUAGUGAUAUACUAUAAGAGGGCAAGUCGUAUUAAAUGUACCUAUGAAAUAUUUGUUUGAGCCAUUAAUUAUCUAUGCGAUAAUAUACAUAAAAACCAACUGUGGUUAGGUAAUUAAACAUAGUUUUUCGUAAUCCCGAGUGUAUUUAUCGUAGAAUCCGUGACAUAAACAAAUAUAGCAUGGAUUAUUCGAUAACAUAUAUGCCGGCCUUCUUAAUUAUAUAACAACUAAACUUGAGAUAUUUGUGGAAUUGAGGGCGACUAUUACAGUUGUUUUUCUUAUCAUACGUACCCAAGGAAACCAAUAGAAAUGAAAAAUAAUGCCGGAAAAAUCUCAGAACUCAAGUGAUAAACGAAUUGAUUUAAGAGACGUCAAGAUGUUACACCAGGCCCCAAUCUACCCGCCUAUUUUUUUUUUAAAAUUUCGAAUCGCUUCUUAUUAUAGUCGUUUUUUACCCAAAAAUAUUGAAAAUCUAUACAAAUUAAAUACCACUGCGUGGAAAAUCCACUUUCUUUACAAGAGCUGUACGGCAUGAAAGUUUUGAAGCGGUUUUUACUAAUCGAUUAAAAUUAACUCCGAGAAAAUAAAAACCCGUCUUAGUAAAAAAAAAUAACUAAACAUUUUAAUAUAAAUUAAAUUGAAACCAAUAUGACUCGCAACAUUUAUUAUUAUUAGUUUCGAUCGAUUGAGAAAAGUAUACACGACUAGCGCAAGAGACGGUGAAAAAAUUAACGUUAAUGAAAUAAUAGUGAUAACUGAUAAUAUACCGAGUGGUGGUAGUAGGUACUUGCAGUGUUUAAAGGAACGGGUGGGGAAAAAUAAAUAAACAUAAUAUAAUGGAUAAUAACAAUAUCGCGGAUCCGUUGCGAAACGAUAACACAAGCGAUCGUAAUAAUAAUAACAACUCGGGCGAUAAUAAUAAUAAUAAUAUAGGGUAACGUUGUGUUGUUAUUAUUUUUUUUUUUUUAUAUAUAUAUAUAGAACCGAAAAUUAGUCCGGCCACGUUUUGCCAUGUGUUCCCAUUCCAUCUGAUGUUCGACAGAGACCUGAACGUCCUUCAAACCGGUUGCACUAUCACCAGAGUGUUGCCCAUGGUACGGGGGCCAGAACCGUGCAAAUUAACGCAAAUCGUAUACCCCGUAGGUGUUAUCGGCGCGGCAGCCCGAGUCUAAUAAAUAAUUAUUAUUAUAAUAUUAUUAUCGUUAUUAACGUUGACCGACUCGGUUGGACAGGUAAGACCUCAUUUGGAAUUGACAUUCGACAACAUUCUAGCGCACAUAAACACCGUGUACGUUUUGAACACGAACCCGGGGCUCAUGAACGGCGACUACAACGACGGUGGCGGCCCGAUAUCUCUACGUCUAAAAGUACCUACCCACCUAUAAAACACAUACGUAUAUAUUAUGAAUGGCCGAGACAAACUCGAUUAUUCAAAAACAUAAUAUUAUAUUAUUGCCUGUAUUAUAGCACUGUAAUAGUUAUAUACACACGGUAUUAUUUUGGUUCACAUGCGUUUAAAAAAAAAAAACAAAUUAUGUACAGGGUGAUUUGAUUGUGUCUUUUAUCACGAAUCGACGAUAAUCUGUUAUGGUACAUAAUAUUUGAUGUUAAUUUAUUAUUUUAUUUUUUUUAGACAUUUUUUUAUUCGAUCGUUAUAACCAGGAUUCGGGACUUACUAAAGCAAUCAAUUUUUUUUGGCUCGGGUGUUAUUGAGUUUAGCAGAGGGCUACGGAAAUGUAUAUAAUUUUACGAGUAAAUAUGAAGUUUCAAAGUUUAAUUUGUUUUGCUUAUUCAAUAGUUUAAAAAAAAAAAAAAUGAUUUCUCUAGUUCUUCCAGCUUAUUACUUCGUAUUUUCUACUUUAGGAUAACAAAAACCACUGUCAAAAUCCAGAUUUCUUCAACCCCCUUCCCUCCCCCCGCUCUAUGAUUUUAAAAUAUUCUCGUUAUUUUAUCUACUUUUUGUUUCGGUUUUAUGUUCAUAUAAAAAAAUACGCACAUUAAUAGGUUUUUUUUUGCUUAACAUAUUUUUAAAUUGCUUAUUUCAAAGCUAAAAUGAAUUUGUUCGUGUUUCUAUUGAUUUUAAGUACUAUACGUCUCGAACCCAGAUUAUAACAGUUUAAGGAAGUGCACACCGUAUUGUAUCCGUGGCGUUUAUUAAUAUAAUAUAUUCAUUUUAUUUUCGAAUCCGGGUUUAAAAAUGUCUAUCGGCGUAUUUAUCUGAAUCAAAAAUUGACAAUUACGUAUAGGUACGUGUUUAUAAUUGAUAAUUAUGGCGAGACAAGAAAAAAGUUUUGAAAAUAUUGUAAAUACGAUAACACAAUAAAACGAUUAAAUUAUUAUACUGAAUAAUAAUUUAAAAAAAACCUAAAGUCAAUAAUUUUCGAAGACAAACGCGGCCGGUUCGUAAUAAAAUCAUCACCCUGUAUAUAAAACCAGUCAGUCCGUCGAUACGAAAUUUUAACAUCGCUACGUCGUCCGUUUGUUAACAGGGCCAAAUGCUGUACGUGCCGGAAACGGAUCUAAUGUUGUUUUUGUGUUAUCCGAGCGUCGUGAAUCUGGACGAUUUGACCAAGUUAAUAUUAUGGAAAUUAAUUUGUUUAACACAUAUUUAUUCAAUACAUUUGUAUUUUGUUUUUUCCCCUUCUCGUUCCAGACGGGGACUUUACAUCAGCGACAUACCGUUACACGACGCCACCAGGGAUUUGGUAUUGAUGUCGGAGCAAUUCGAAGCGGAUUACAAACUAACCAGGGAUUUGGAAUUUCUGACCGACAAACUCCAACAGACUUAUAGGGAACUGGAAAGCGAAAAACAAAAAACCGACAGGUAAUCACGUGAGACUAAUCCCCAAAAUUGAAAUUGAUAAAAAAAAUAACAAUAACCAGAUUAUGUGUACUUUUUACAAACUAUAAGUAUUAGCUUAAUUAAUCGCCCAUUGUAAAUAUUAAACAUAAACACACAGAAAUAUAAUAAAGUCCAAUAUGAUUUUUUUUUUUAUCCAACGUGUAUCGUAACAAUAUUGUUUUAGAAACUUAUCCGACGCUCGAUAAUGUUUAUAUUCGAAAUCAAUACCUAGCGGUAAAUAUAAUCGUACGAGUGUACGCUUUUUAUAAUUAAAAGCUUCGAAUUUAAUGCACUAAAAAUCAUUAAAAAAAAAAAUCGGCUUACAAAACACUCCGAAAAUCUCAACCAAAAUAAUUCGAUAUCCAAAUAAGUACAGCGAUUCGGUAAAACGGAAUAUUUUAAAAAUAUCACAUUAAACAAUGAUGUACUAUUGAACAGAAAAAACCGAAAAGAUAUUUUUAAUCAAGUACAUUUAUGAAAAUAAAACAUAUUUAACUAUAUAUAUAUACAUAUAUAGUACAUUAUAUUUAAGAAAAAAAAAACACUUAUAUUGUGUACGAACAAAAUUACUUCACUUUAGAUCGAUGUAAAUAAAAACUUAAACCGAUUAAAAGUGUAAAAACUUAUUUCAGAUUGAAUAUUAACCUAUUGAAAAUUGGUAAAAAUUAAAAACGCACACACAAACUAUUGAAAAACGCCCCUCCCUCUUGGUCUGUGUAUAUAUUGUACAUAAUAAUAUUCGUAUUAUAUCCGCGCCAAUUCUUUAAAUAUUUACUAACAGAAUUUUUUUUUUAAAAAAAAAAAAACCUAAUACAAACCAAAAUCAAUUAAAGAAAUUAAAUUCGAAGUGCACGCCCGUUUCCGCACCCACUUCUAUCACAGAUAACCGUUCUACUUUCUUGCCCGCGGAAACUGAAUUAACUUUUUAUGCGUGUGAUAGAUUCUGUCGUAUAAUAUCGCGCACAGAUACUUCCUAUUAUUGAUAUUAAAGAUAAUAUUAUACGCAAAUUCGACGUUUUAUCUAUUGGGCUCAGGCGCGAUCAAAUGGGGAAGGGUAUGAGGGGAUAUCUCCCAUAUCCUCAUUUCAUUAAAAUAUUUAUAAUAAUAUAAUAUAGUAUAUUAUAGCUUUAUAAUUACAAAUAAAAAAUCAUGUAAACAAUAGUUCUUGAAAAUCAUCCGUGUUCCCCCUUCCCGUGACCAAAUCAUUUUACCGUGGCUAUAAGGUGAACCCUAGGGAGAUUUCUUGCUAAACUACUGCUGUAAUAUCGGUAUAGAUACUCGAAUCGAUAUAGGCGCUUACCUAUAAUUCGUAUUUGAGAAUAAUUAACGGACCUCCAAAAAUAUCAUCAUAAUACCGGCCUGAUCAUCCGUUUUCAGACUACUGUAUUCCGUGUUGCCGAUCAGCGUUGCGACGGAGCUGCGGCACAAACGGCCGGUUCCGCCGAAAAGAUUCGAGUGUGUCACGUUGCUGUUUUCCGGUAUAGUCGGCUUCAGUGACUAUUGCGCUGGUCAUGCAGACUCACAAGGCGCGAUGAAAAUCGUCCGGAUGCUGAACCAGCUUUACACAGCUUUCGACGUGCUCACGGACCCGAAGAAAAACCCGAACGUCUACAAGGUGGGUAAAAGGCGCCGAAAAACCGCUUAGAAAAAAAAAAAAAAAAAUGUUGCUUAUCUUUACACACACAGAUGCCUCUGCUCAGUGACACGAGGCGAGUAACACGCUGCCUCGUCUAGAAUUAUUUUCGUAUUACGAUGAAAUUCGUUCAAAAUAUAACAUUAUAGUAUUAUAAUAUCGAUAGGUUAGGUAACCUCUCACUGGAUAUUUUUGAAUUUUAAAAAUAAUCAUUGUUAACGGAAUUUCAAUCAGCAAUAUUAAUAAUUGAUGAUUAAAAUACUUUGUUUUCUAUUUCUAAUCUCGUCGUUAACCACCUUCUCCGUUUGUGAUUUUCAAAAUAAUCGUCUCACCUACACUUACACCGGUACGUGAGCGGAUGUUGGAUUUUGGAGGUUCAAACUUCGCUCCUUUCGAUAAUCAUAGGAUCAGUUAUUUAGAACGUAGAAUAAUUGAAAAUAUAACAAAUUACAAAUAACGGUAUUAGUUCUGAUUUUUUUCAAAAACCUUCUGCGGACUCUGUAAUUUUUCAAUACGUUUGUUCUCGUUGUAAACCUUUAUAUACAAACAUAUAUUUAUCUUUUUCAUUUUUAAUAUACAUCAGAGAAUAAGGCAUGAUACAAAAUCAAACAAAACAAUAAGCACUGAAAAAAUUUGUCCGAUCUAACCGAUCAACCAGACAAAACGAACGGAUUUAAAAAUACCCUUUUAAAACGUAUAUAUUAGUUUUCGAGUAAUUUUUAAUAAUCUUUUUUUUCAAUUAAAAAUUACUCGAAUAAUAUUGACGUUUGCGAUCAGUUGUAUUUCAUUAAAUUAUUUUUGAUACAUUUUCACGCGAUUAAUAUCCGAGUCUGCUCCAGCAUCCAUGUCACGAUUGAAUUUCAAUCCUAUUCCAUUUCAGAUCUUCUUUUUCUUCCGUCACCAUCGUUGCUUCGUCUACUGUACUCCACACGAGCACGAAUCCUCUAAAGACAUUUUUAGUCUCAUCUAUUUACCUGUACACCAGUUAUUUUUCUCUCGGUGCGCGUCCACAUAAACCAUCUAGGUGUACUUAUUCUCCAUUAAUUCCCAUUGCUUGUCUCGCUAAUGUUUUUCUAUAAAAAUUUCCUUUUUUCCGCCCCAGAACACUCGCGUGUCGCUAAUCUUUCCACUUCGUCCAUAUAAUAUAGUCACGCGUAAUUCGAUACCCAACUAUAAGUGAUCCACGUAAUUCUUUCGAUCUAUUGCAUAACACUGAACCUUUACGUAAAUAUUACAGUGCAAUAAAUCCUACCCAUAUACGAGUAAAUGCAAAAAGUGCAUACAACGUUAUUAUACCGUUGUAAAGAACGUCAUAGAUUACGGGAAAAUUCGACGUUUUCGCGUUACCUACAUCAACUAUAAUGCAACGCAUGCCCGUUAAUAUCACAUGCACAUUCCGCCGAUUCGAUUCGUAUAAUAAUAUACAAUAAUAUUUUAUUCCGUAUCACGCGCGGUAAAAUGUCGAACAACACAUAAUAAUAAUACACGAACAUAAACGGCGAAUAAAAUACUGAUAUACGUACACGUGUUGGAUUUGCACGUGUUUGCAUAUAGAUUUAUUGCGAAAAAAAAAUUGACUAAAAGCGCAAUAAAUUCGUACAUUAUUAUAGGGUAUACGGUCAUACAAGGCGAUCCAUUUACCGUAAAUCGGCGAUUUAUAUGUGAAUUUGAGUAAAUUGAUUUCUGUUUUCUUUUUUUAAUCCUGAUAAUAUCUUUAUUUUAACACUAUAUUUCGUAAUCAAUUUGUCAUCUACAAAUGAAUAUAAAAUUUAUUAUUUUCUCUGUGGUGGAAACGCCAUGGUGUUAUUACGUUCACAUAUACGGUAAAUUCAAUGAUUAUAAACACUUUAGGAAAAAUUCUCUCUGUUUGAAUCUGCGUUUAAAACGGCAGGGUGGGAUUCUGUUUAAAAAUCAAGAGCAUACACCCGUUCAGAGAAGCCCAAACUAAUCCAUAAUAAUUGAACAAAAAAAACAAACAACGGAAAAUUCGAAAAAAUCGUCGGAUCGUGAUAAAUGAAUCACCCUGUAUGCCCUAUUUAUCUACAUCCACACGGAAAUGCGUAUAAUAAUCGAUUGGUUAGAGACGUAUAAAUAAUUUAUAAUACUAAAAUAUAUAUAACAGCUGAAAAUAAUAAUAUUAUUAUGACGUUUGUGCGUGUGGUCAUAAAGAUACGGUCGGUUUGCGAAUAUAUACGAUAUUUUAUCUGAGUAAAGAACUCUCCGCGAGGAAAGAAUAAUGGCGCGAGUGCGAUAAUAAAUUACAAUAUCCUAUAAUCUGAAAACGACGUAAUCGCUUCUUAAAGAAUAUAAUCUCGUCGGAGAAAAACUUUAUCUCUGUGCUUUUACAAAAGAACGCGAAAAUAUAUACGCGACUCGAAAAAUCCGACGCCACGUUCAGGAUAAGUUUCAGUAGGACGAAUCAUCGGUAUAUUUUCGUCUUCAUUGGGUUCAUUUAUUUAGCGGUAUAUUUACAAAAUAUUAUUAUUAUGUUGCACUUUACUGAUAAUAAACACGCCUCUUAUCCAAUUAAAAAAAAAAAAACGUCUGUUCGUAAAAUGAUUAUUUGAUAAAAUUACAAAUAGGAAAAAAACAAACUGUACGUUAUUGAUACUCCGAUAAGAUAAAAUAAACUCCGUAAAACACAUACCUACUAAAUUCGUAUGUAAUUGAGAAUCCGUAACAGUGGCUAUAUACAGGGCUGGCGUUAGGUUUUGCGAGGCACUAGGCAAAAUAUUACAGAAGGCCCUAAAAACAGCUUUUACAAAUCAAUAGUGAAAACCAAUAGAUUUUAUUCUCCCCCAUAAUCAAACAUCGGUGGCUUAAGAGGCUUAUACCCUUAGAAAUUUUAACACAGCUUCCAAAAUUAAAAUUAUUUUUAUCGUUGACGUUGACCUUUUGUUUAUUUUUUUGUAUCAUCACUGUAAUAUAUUCCUGCACCCUAUAAACCGAUCCAAUGCUCACCUAUGUUCAUCCCUUCUCUUUGAAAAGUUUUGAAUUCAAUUUUUUUAAAUAUAUUUUUGAAUGAAGAAAUACAUAAAAUAACACCAAUUUAUUACUCGCUACUUUUUACAUGAGUUUAGUAAAAACUACUUUAAAAGGUAUCAAAAAAACGCUGAAAAAAUAAAUUAUAUACAUAUAUAAUAAUAUUAUUAUGACGUUUGUACGUGUGGUAAUUUAAUAAUACUCGAGAUGAAAUUACUUUAUUAAAGAACUUUCGAUAUGCCUCCGAGCACAUUGAUUUUCUGAUCAUCUUUUUUUAAUUUACUUAUAAAACAAAUUUUUAUAAAUUUUUGUUUUGUAAUUCUGAUAUCUUUCUAAAUAUUGUCAGGUAGCUCAUCGACUUUAACAAUCAAAAGAUUUCGAAUUAUAUAUCGUCUUUUAGUGUUUGCAAAUGAUUUUAAAUGUUGUACUGUUAUCGUUUAUAAAUUUCGUAAUAAUACAGUUUAAUCUCUAGAACCUAUAUUUAAAUCUAGUCAGAAACACAUAGAUGGUCUCUCGUAACAUUCAGUAAAUCAAAUAUUAUUAUUGUGAUUAAAUUAUAAAGUUUUUUAGAUUCGCGUUUAAUUGUCUUCGGAUACCGAUAAGCAUACAUACAACAUAACCAUACAUAUUCGUUUUCGAAAUACAUUUCAAAAAGUUAAAAUGUAAUAAUAUAUAAUGUAAUAUUUUUGUUAUCCAAUAUAAUUAUACGAAUUGGAUCGGCCCUUUUUACAUUUAAAACAAACUUUCGUUUGGAGUGGCCGCAGAUUUUGUGUACAUCGAUAUGUAAAUCGUAAUAUCAAGUAUUUCCAUUAAAUAAAAAUCGUCGACUUUUAAAACGAGAAAAUAUGAUACUUUUUUUUAUCGUUUUAAAAUAUCGUUCUCUUUAUUUCGAAAAAUACAAGUUUAAAAUUAGUUUGUAUGAAAAGAAAAAGAAUUACAAAAGUUAGUUCUCAGUAAUAAUAUCACUGAUUUCUAUAUACCUACUCAAAUGAUAUACCAUAGAGAAAAAAACUUUUACACCUUUUAGUUUUUUUUUAAAAGCUUUCAAAAUCAUUACGUUUGUCGAAUUUCAUAUAGGGAUUUUUUUAUAGUAGACGCCUUGAAAAACACAAACUCGUCGAAUAUUAUUAUGAACUAUAUAGAGUUUUGUACGUAACAUUUAAAGGGAAAACAGUCAAAAAAAAAAAAUCCAAUAUAUUUUUUUUCACUUCGCGUUUUUCGAUAACUAAUUAUAUUGUUGUAAGUACGUAUUCAGGGUCAAUUUUCGAGGGAAAGAGGGCACAGUGGUCGGAAAUGCAAUAUUAGAUGAACAAAAUGAAAGAAAGAUAAAAUAUAUGAUACACCGUUUUAUCUACACAAUAUUAUACAUCAAUACUUAAUAACCUCGUGAUAUUUAAUUCAGCGAUGACCACGUCAAAACCAUAUAACUAUAGAGCUUUAAUAAAUAAAAUGUUUAGAACUUCUAUUAAUGAAUGAAACUUGUCAUUUCCUUGUCGCUCGUAUUCGAGUUACUUUUAUAAAAUUGACCACACAAUAUUGUAUUUCAUUGUGAAAUUAGACUAGGGAGGUGUAAGUGCUAGUCCAUAUAUUAUAUAAUAUAUAAAUAGAAAUUAAAUUUCAAUUGAAUAUGUAAUGUGUUCUUUUUUCCCUGCUUGUUGUAUUUUUUAAAAAGAUCGUAGGUGGUGGACUCAUAGUGACUAAAAAUGAUCGAUAACGAAUAACUUGUCAGCUUUUCAAGUAUAUAACUUUUGUUUGCAUCUAGUUUCAACCUUCAUCUUAACUAUCAAUUAACAUGUAAGAAACAAAAAUCCGUGUAGUAAAAAUAACGCCAUUAUUUGGGUAAAAUUCUGCAAUCAGUUGUGCACGAUCAUGUGGUUAACCGUAAUCAGAUACGCGGGACCGCGGGAAUCGUAAGCGAAAAAGCUCAAAGGCGCAUGCACGUGGCAAUGGCAAUUGAAGACUGAUUGCACAAUUAUUGCGCAAAUAAUUGCACUACAUGGAUUUUUGUUUAUUAGAUGUUAAUUGACGGUUAAUACGAAGGUCGUGACUAGAUGCAAACAAAAGUUAUUUAUUUGAAAAGCUGACAAGUUGUACAAUAACAUGCACCUAUCUAUUCGUUAUUGAUAAUUUUCAAUCGCUUUGGAUAAAAUUAAUUAUAUUAAAAUUGUAUUCUAUAUUUUAUCUAAAUUUAAAUAAAUUAAAGGUACCUAUCUUAUCCAAUUUUAAUACUAGAUAAGUACUAAUUUAUUAUUUUUUAUAUUUAUUUUUUGAUUCAAUUAAGUAUACAUUUGUCUGUAUUGCAAGAACAAUAAAUGUAUGUUUUAAAAUUAUCCAUUUAUUUAAUCUGCAAUACCCGAUUCAAACUUCUACUGUGUGGAUGUUUGUACAAAAACUAUUUUAUAAUAUAACAAUAAAAUAUGAUGCAUCACACCCAAUGAUUACCCAGAGAAUACAGAAAUUAAACAAAUUGCAUUCUGUCUAUUGGAAAUUAUAUGAAAUGAUUCGCAAGAUGACUCCAGAACCCCCCCCCCCCGCAAAUGAUUCAGGUGAUGGUACCCGAAAACUCCCCAAAAAGAGCGCAUUGAAAAAUAUUAAGCCCCUGCGGUCCACCUGCACAGAUCGACCCGCUACUUAUAGUAGACUGAGAUACAUAGUGGGAUCUCGGCAAUCGCUCGAAAAACCUGCACAGAUCUUGCCCCCCCACCUCGGUCACGAAAAGAGGAAAUUACAAACGUACUUGUCACUCGCAGUAACCGUUAACACAGACAUCCGACAAAAUGCACAGCGUGGUUGGUAGAUUUUUAAUCUUAGGGAACAAGUCCUUGCACAGCAAGCCCAGCCAACCGACAAGUCAUAACACCAACACAUGACUUCUGUCGUCCUAGAAGCAGCGCAGCUCCCACAAAAGAAUGACGUCUAUUCAUCAUACCACCUCAUUCAUCGACUGCACGGUUUUUAGUUGACGGUGGAGCUCGACAAGAAAGCUUUCUUUUGUAUGACAGUCUCAACGCGGAGUGAAAACUCUCGCUGUCCAGUCGCACCCCCCAAAUUCCCGCACAGUAGACACGCACGUGCAGGCAUCAAAGUGCUGAUGCCCGUUGUCGUACGACAACGCACACACGCCAUAAAAAAAAAAAAAUUGUAUGUAAGUGUAAAAGUUGAUAACUAAAUGUAAACCCGAAACUUAGAUUAUAGUCGAUGAAAAAUCAUGAUGGGUCGCAAUAGGCACAACAAAGGGGAUGCCAGGGGGUCUUUAAUAUACCCGAGUUGAAAAUUAGUACUCUCAAAAAAAAUUCAAUCAGCUUUUUAGGUACGACUAAAUAUUUUAUCCAUCUAUUUCAUAAUUAACGAGAAGAACAAAAUACCGGUUUUCUACAGACAAUUAGAUUAACAAUUACACAAUUUAAACAAUUUCACAACAAUUUAAACAAUUGAUGAAUUAUUAAUUAUUAUUAAUGAAUUAUUCAUUAUAUAUGAAAACUAAUGUGAAAAUAUUUAUGAUAAAUUUGUAAAUUAAAAGUGCGAUUGACUAUUGUAAGAAUUGUGUAAAGGACAUUGUGGGGUCAUUACCUCCAUGGGUCUUUGACGUGUCCGUAAUAUUUUAGCAACCCCAAAAUCGAUGAUCUAGUUGCACCUAUGCAACCGAAAUCGGUUGGUCCGAACUCGGGAUAGGGUCUGUAAAUACGCGUUCGGCGGUCGUUACGAAAUACUACUAUUGAAAAACGCGACGUCACCCGCAUUGCGUUGCAGCAGGUGACGGGCGUAUUAUUGUUUUUGUAUAUCUUUAUUCGGUAAUAUUAUUAUUUAACCCGUCGUUCGCCGUUUUCGUCGUCGACGUAAAAUGUCACGAAAAUUACGUAAACAAUUUAAAAAGUGUAAUUUUCCCACACGUUUCAGGUGGAGACGGUCGGCGACAAAUACAUGGCCGUCAGUGGACUUCCGGAACCGUGCGAAGAUCACGUCCGGUGCAUCGCCCGGCUAGCUUUGGACAUGAUGGACCUCAGCCACACGGUCGUGGUCGACGGCGUGCCAGUCGUGAGUAUAUAGUAACGACAUUAUGAUAUAACUACACAAUUAUUGUAUUAAAACUCGAAACGUAUGGAAAUAAUUGAAAAUUUCACAUUUUCGCGUGUCGCAUACUGAUUUUACGCAAAACCGUGUUCCGUGCCGGUCAGUUUUUCCCUAUUAGCAACGUCGGUAGAGUCACUCAAUAUUUCUAAUGUAUUUUAAAGUUAAGUUUUUUAUUAUAUAAAAAAAAAAACAUAAUUAAAUUCGAUUGCACUUUGGUUUUUUUUUACUAAAAACCCAUUUACAACUUACUCAAUUUGUUCCGUAAUAAUAAUAACUUGAAAAAAAGUUAGACGUGAAGUAAGAAUUUUUUUUUUUUGGUUUUAAUGUCUCUAACCUAAAAAAAUCCUUUUUAUUCAAAAAUUAAACUGAAUUAUUAAAUCAAAUCGCAAGUACCAUAGUAACGCGUGAUUUCUUAUAAAACUUACCUCUUUUUCAGCAAUAUUACUUCAAAUACAUAACAAAAAUCAAUCAUCAAUCAAUUAUAAAAUUCUUUUUUAAUACAUCAUCGCAUUUAAUAUUGAUUCAGGAAAAAUAUGUUUACCCGGUAACAAGUAAAAUAACUGUUGUUACAUUUCCUAUUUAACGCAUUGGCAUUAGCAUAUUCCACAUUUCCAGAUAUCCAAAACCAAAAUUAUUGACAAAAAUAAAAUUUAAACUUAGUUCCUACCUUCAAAUAAUUAAUAGUACCAAGAUUCCUGUUGUUAUAAAAAAGUAUUAUUUUUCCCCUCUACCCAUAUAUUAUACCUGGAUCAAAAAUUUCGCCCUUAAUUUUUUUCGUCGAUUGGAGCAAUACAUCUUUUAAAAAACAACUAAGUAAAAUAGAAAUUAAAUUUAUAGACCUGAAAAAAAUUCAAAAUCAAAAUUCCAGCUCUAAUAUACUAUGUUCAUUCUAUUAUCAAUAACUAGACAGCGGCCGUGAGACUAAUUUCUUUAUAAUCUUCUAUAUUCAUAUAAAAGUAAAUGUAUCUGAGUGUACUAUCCACAGCAAAAUCUAUCGCAAACACGAAAAUAUUCACAGGAAAAUACAGGAAAACGGGUGCUUGUGCACUGUGAAGCCGUAUUUUAAACUUUAACCUAUAAAGGGUAUUUCGCACGUAGUUUUUCGUAUUAUAAUACGGAAAUUGAAUUCAUUUUUUUCUGGGUUAACUUGGUGAAACGGAUGAAAAAAAAACAGUUUUUAUUAGUUAAUUUAGUUGUCACGGGCAAGGAAGUGUUCUUUUUAAAAAAUAAAUUAUCAGGCAACAACGAUUAAAACUGUUAUUGGAAAGGUGGGUGAAACCGCGCAGGAAAACACGUUGAAUUGAAUUUCUUUUAUUGACAUCGGUUUUUCAAAGGAUUUUAUAAAUAAUCUGUUUUUAAAUGGUAAAAAAAAAUAAUAAUAAUAACGGGAAAUAUAAUUGAUACGGUCAAUACCGAAUAGGGCAGCUAUAUAAUAUUUGAAUGUAAAAUGUUUAUAAUAUUAUUUUUAUUCAUAAAGUGCAAACAAAUUCCCGAUAAAAAAAAGGUAAAACAAAGAGCCGUUCGAUUUGGUGCGAGUCCGUUUUAUAUUAAAAAAAAUAAAAAUAAAAAACCAAAAAAUGUCUUGCCUGUCAACCAUAUGACUUCCGAUUUAUGGCGAACCAUGCCUAACCUAACCUAACAAUGUGAAUUGCUAUUCAAGACAGGAAUCGUAUAAUGUUUUGUACGCGCUAAACGUGUCCGCUCUUUACAUACAAAGCGAAAAUACCAAAAUGCAUAAUAAUAAUAAUAUGAUAUGCACUAGGAAUGGCAAACUUCUAUGGCCUAAAUAUAGUGUGCGUUAUAAACAGGACAUUUCGCAGAUAAAAAAAAAACUACCUGACUUUCUAAAAUCCAUAAAACCGUAUAUAUAUUUUCAUCAACAUACGCGACUUUUAACGUUUAAAACGACAAUAACAGCCGUGUAAUUUUUCGUUCGUGUUUACAUACUGAACAAUACCUAUCUGCGUAUAUCAUACUUAUAUUACGUGCUAAAUAUUUCUUAUACUUAAAUUUAUUUUUCGCAUUUCCGUUUGUCAGAUGAAUAAUAUAAUAUUGUCGAACGGCCAUUUUGUAUGCUAGUAUAGUUAUAAAUAAUUCUGUCAGUCGCGGAUGAGCUGCAGACACUAUACAGAGCGGUUAUUUUAUCACGAACCGAUUAUGUACACGAAUAUUUUAAGUACAUUUGAUUUUGUUAUUAUUUCAGACAUUAUAAUACGAUUACAUAAUACAUUAUAACACAGAGUCGUUCGAUAUGAUCUUAUUUUACAAUACAAUAUUUCGAUAUUUUGAUACGUUUGAUUGAAAGAUAUUCGAAGAGAAAAUAUGUUUCUAAAAAUAUCAUUGAUUCAGAAAACAUUUAUCUUUUUGAAAGUGUACAUACAUAGACUAUAUGUAUAAGUCGAAUACGCGUUUGGGGUGAAAAUUUUGAAAAUAUUGUUAACAGCGUCGUUUUAUAAACGGUUGAGUAAUACCCGAACGAAAUCGAAAUAUAUAAUUAGGUACUCAACGAUAAAUUUCGUGAUCAAAAAUAAUCACCCACCAUUGUUUACCAUCGAGUCAGGUUAAUUAACUAUUAUUUACCGUACAUUAAUAUUACAUAAUAAUAUUAUUAUUCUGGACUUAUGAAAUUGAAAUACAAGCCAACCCUACUAAUUGUGUAAUAUUUUCGUUGAUUUAAUAAUUUUCAAUCGAAAAUCGUAUUUUUUUUUGUUUUUCCCUCAGCGCAUAACGAUCGGCAUACAUAGCGGCGAGGUGGUGACGGGAGUGAUCGGUCACCGGAUGCCCCGGUACUGUUUGUUCGGAAACACAGUGAAUCUGACAAGCAGAACGGAAACCACAGGUAUCCCGGGAAAAAUCAACGUUUCGGAAAACGCAUACAAGUAUGUACACAAAGUUUCGUUUAUUUGUUACCUACAAAAUUCCAGUAUAGCGUGUCAAGUAUAAGGCGUAGGGAAUAACUUGUUUCUAGAGACAGCCGGCAACCAUCGGCCCCAACGGGCGGAACAAGUAACAUGUCAUCCCUUUGGAAAAUAUAAAAAAACACAAAAUAUGGAUUCACUCUCUCGCGACAUAUAAAAUCAUCUAUGCCAUCACAAACCAAUACAAUUGUUCACGAGUCUUGUGUUCUAAUAUAC
Messenger RNA from Cinara cedri, 19014 nucleotides. Lineage: Eukaryota; Metazoa; Arthropoda; Insecta; Hemiptera; Aphididae. The record is from the annotation of a GenBank genome assembly.